This is a messenger RNA of Helobdella robusta, 927 nucleotides long. RefSeq lists its product as hypothetical. The transcript is spliced from 3 exons. The record is from RefSeq and is a predicted model, not a curated record. NCBI's taxonomy places the organism in Eukaryota, Metazoa, Annelida, Clitellata, Rhynchobdellida, Glossiphoniidae. The coding region runs from base 1 to 927 and encodes 308 amino acids.
AUGAAUUCAUUCGAAGCAUUAACUACUGCAUCACUUCUGAUUUCAACGUAUUUCUUACUAACAUGUAAAGGCUCGAUAAUUAAAGAAACAAAAUACGAGAGAAUAAUUUUUGUAAAACUUGAAUUAACAAACUCAUCUCUGCAACAACUACUGCUGAAUUCUCUCAGUCUAAAAUCUAAUAUCUUCUCAUUAGAGCAAUUGACAUUUGACAUAAAUCUAGUUUAUUUUUUAUUCAAAUACUCUGAUGAACACCUCUCUAGUGUUCUGACAAACGACAGCCAAAUAAGAACCGCAGAUAAAAACUUAAGAAGUCGUUUAAACUAUGAAUACUCUUUAAAAUGUAGUCUCAGUAAUUUCAAUUGUUGCGGGUUUGGGUACGUCGCAGUUGAGAAUGAUUCUUGUGUUUUUUUCAAAUUUGAAGAUCUAGCUAACAUCAGAAAAGUUCAUCCUGGCAUUCAUUCAAUGUUUGUGUACCUGAGAAGUACAGCCGCAACUACACCUUCACCAAAAACCACCACAAAACCACCACAAACUACACUGACCACCAACUCACCUCCAAAAUUUUACCCAAUUAACACACCUUCAACUUGGGCCACUGCCGACAGCACGUGCGCUAGCGCCCCCUACACCGGUCUGCCCGCAAUCUUUAGUCAGAACGAGAACACGAUUCUAAAAGAUUUUCUCUAUUUGAAUACAGACAACACCUCAUGCCAGAAACAAUACUGGACAUCUGGAAGAAGAGUUAGUAGCAGUGUGCAUUCAGCUUUCAAAUGGAACCAGCCGACGAGGUCCUCCAUACUUGGCUACACGAACUGGGAACCCAACAUGCCGACAAAUACGAAUUUGUGUUUGACCAUCGGUAGAGAUUACGGCUACUGGCAAGAAGAAGAUUGUAAUGCUAAUCUGUGCUACGUUUGCGCUUUGUGA